CAAAGGAGGAAGUGCAAGAAUGAGAGAAAGCAGAAGGGCUGGAAGAUGCAGGAGCUGAGACGGAGCUGACUGGCUCUGCCAAUGGGGGGCCUGGGUGAAAACAAAAUGCACUUGUUCCUGCUCUUCUUCCUUUUCCAUCUUGCAGGCUCAUCUGAAAUCUCGGGUCCAGGGGUAGUCAGCGGCCUGGUGGGGGGCUCACUGACCGUGCAGUGUCGCUAUGUACAAAAGUGGCAAUCCCACAAGAAGUGGUGGUGUCGAGGAGCCGAGUGGAAUAGCUGCCGUAUCCUUGUUAAAACCAAUGGGUCAGAGCAGGAGGCACAGUGGAAAAAUGUGUCCAUCAAAGACAAUCAGAAAAACUACACAUUCACUGUGACUAUGGUGAAGCUCACAAAAAGUGAUGCAGAUACUUACUGGUGUGGGAUCGAGAAAUAUGGAACUGACCAUGGGGCCAAAGUCAAAGUGACUAUCAACCCAGCACCAACUACAGUGUCAACCACCACCUCAAACGCCCACAUGUCCACAGCGCCAGCAGAGACCAAAGCCCCCCCAACUAUGACCAGCCAUCACUCCAAUGCCAGGGCUGACUCCAUUAACCUCAGCAUCCUGCUUCCCCUCAUCUUUGGCGUCUUGCUGCUUCUCCUGGUGGCCGCCUCACUCUUGGCUUUGAGAAUGAUGAAGCAACAGAAGAAAGCUGCUGGGCUAUCCCCAGAGCAGGUGCUCCAGCCCCCAGUAGGGGACCUCUGCUAUGCAAACCUGACCCUACAGCAAACCGGAACCUCUCACGGCUCCUCCCAGAAGAAGGCCUGCACAAAGCCCUCCUCCUCUGACCUGGAAAAACAGCAGGAAGUGGAUUAUGUCACCAUGGCCCCCCUUCCGAAGGAGAACAUUUCCUAUGCAGCUCUGACUUGGGAGUUUCUGGAUCAGGAGCCAACCUACAGCAACACAGACGUGCUCGUCACCCGUAUUCCCAGCAGGAACCACGAGGAGUCCAUAGGAUACAGCACCGUCAGGAGGCCUUAGCCUGAGUCCCCGUCCCCAGAACCUGGGAACUUGGCAAAGGAGCUAUAUGGAUGUGUGAAGUUGAGGAUUUUGAGAUAGGGGGAAUAUUCUGGAUUAUCCAAAUGGGUCCUAAAUAGAAUCACAAGUCUCCUUGUAAAAGGGAGGCAAGAAGGUCACAAGAGGAGAAGGCAGCAGAUGAUGGGAGCAGAAGUUGGAGAGACAUGGUCAGCAGCCUCCAGGAGCCAGAAAGGGCAAGCAAUGGAUUCUCCCCUGGAGUCUCUAGAAAGAACCAGCCUGCCAACACCCUGACUUUAUAGUCCACUGAAACAGACUUUGUGUUUCUGGCCUCCAGAAGUGUAGGAGAAUAAAUUGGUAUUGUGUUAACGAAGCCA
Messenger RNA from Hyaena hyaena (striped hyena), 1391 nucleotides. It is a transcript of the gene CD300LF, whose product is annotated as CD300 molecule like family member f. The transcript has 7 exons. The record is from RefSeq and is a predicted model, not a curated record. Bases 82 to 1020 code for a protein of 312 amino acids. Lineage: Eukaryota; Metazoa; Chordata; Mammalia; Carnivora; Hyaenidae. Gene Ontology annotation, molecular function: transmembrane signaling receptor activity. Gene Ontology annotation, cellular component: plasma membrane.